CAGACUCUUCCUUUUAUCACCUCCCUUCCUUCUAAAUACCCCGACAGUCCCACCCCACUAAUCGCCGCCUUACUUUCGCGCGCUUACUCCUGCUUCAUCCCCGAUAUAGGUUUUAGGAAAGUCUUCUUCAAGACUACAACAUGGCCGAUGAGAACUACGAGGACGACAUCUUCGACGAUCUCUACGAUGAUGAGCCCGCACAGAAGCCUGCGGCUGCCGCACCCGCACCAGCCCCCAAGACCGAACCUGAGCCUACUCCAGCCGAGCCCGUAAGCGCGCCUCCUCAGGAUACUGCACAAAACAACGGUCAAGAUAGCGCGCCCUCUUGGCCGGCCCAAGGCGCGGGAGACGGCGAUUCGCAUAUGGACCAAUCCGGUUACAACGCUGGCGGCGAGCAGUCGUACGACAAUGCGCCCAUGGACGAUGACAACUAUGGGCCAAUCAACGUGAAAGAAGACGGUAAAAUGUUCAUUGGCGGUUUGAACUGGGAGACAACAGAAGAUUCACUCAAGGGUUACUUCUCACAAUUCGGCGAAGUCAGUGAAUGCACCGUAAUGCGCGAUGCUGCCACCGGACGCUCGAGAGGGUUCGGCUUCCUCACGUUCAAGGACCCCAAGUGCGUUAACAUCGUCAUGGUAAAGGAGCAUUACCUCGACGGCAAAAUUAUUGAUCCCAAGCGUGCUAUCCCACGUGAAGAGCAAGAACGCACCAGCAAGAUUUUCGUCGGUGGUGUGAGCCAAGAAGCGACAGAGGAAGACUUUACCAACUUCUUCAAGCAAUUCGGCCGCGUUGUCGAUGCUACACUCAUGAUGGACAAGGAGACUGGUCGACCCCGUGGUUUCGGUUUCGUUACCUUCGACGGCGACGCAGCCGUAGACGCCACCCUACGUGGACCUCUCCAGAUUCUCGGCAAGCAGAUUGAGGUCAAGCGCGCCCAGCCCCGUGGCAACAUGCGCGACGAUGAUGGCGGCGAUGGCAACAAAAAGUUUGGUCGCAACAACAAGUUUAACAAGUUCAACGAUGGCGGUAACGGUAAUCAAGGUGGUGGCAACAACUACGACAAUGGCGGCGGAAACAUGCAAGGCCAAGGCGGUAACAGCGCCAUGUCUCCUGCUAUGAUGGCUCAAUACUGGCAGCGAAUGCAACAGUACUUCCAGUCCAUGCAGCAAACUCUCGCCCAGCAGCAAGCCGGCGGUGGUAUGCCCGGUAACCCCAUGGCUGCAAUGGGCGGCAUGAACCCUAUGCAAAUGCAGCAGAUGCAACAGCAAAUGAUGAACCAAGGUAUGAACCGCGGCAACGGCUCCCCGAACCCUCAAAUGAUGGGUGGCCCAGGUGGUAUGAACCCGAUGCAGAUGCAGCAAAUGCAGCAGAUGCAAAUGGCACAGAUGCAAGGUGGAGGAGGCCCAGGAGGUCAAGGUGGUCCGGGUAUGAUGAAUCCUCAAGGUGGCCAGAGUGCCGGUGCACGCCCAGCUUACACCGCUCAAGAUCAACUCGCUUUCGAACAGCAGAAAUACGAACAACAACAGGCUCGCCGCCAGCAGCAACUCUCCGGCCCCGCCGGCUUCGGUAACCCCCAGGGUGGCCCUCAGAGCUGGGACGGCAUGUACGAGGACGCGCCUCAGCCGAACAUUCCCUCCGGUCCUGGUGGUGGCCGCGGCGGCUUCCGGAACAACCGCUCUCGCCAGGGCUCUAGCCAGCCCCCUGCUGGUGGUGGUCAGGCUCCCAUCAACGCCCCUACUGGCCCCAAGAACGCUGGUGUUAGAGGUGCGAACUACCGUGGUGGAGGUCACCGCGGUGGUGGUGGUUUCAGACAUCAGCCCUACGGCGGCCGUGGCGGUUAGACGUGGGUUCAAGAAUAUUCCGGAGAAGACGCCCGAAAGAUGUGUCCGAAUCAAAAUGGAGAACAGUUUACUCUUCCGAGUGGAGUCGGGUUUGUACAUGGUGGACUAAUGGGAGUUCGUGAUAUGCAUGGCCGAGACCUUGAUUUUGAACUUCCUUUUCUUCCUCUUUGGGAUGGGAUGGGAAAGUAAUGACAUGGUAUUCGGACAUGCCGCAUGGAUUGGUUGGAGGCGGUCUUCUUUCUGUAUACUAGCAUUUUCAAAAACAAAAAAGUCCAUUUCGGCGUUCUUGGCCUUUCCG
This is a messenger RNA of Alternaria rosae, 2139 nucleotides long. RefSeq lists its product as uncharacterized. NCBI's taxonomy places the organism in Eukaryota, Fungi, Ascomycota, Dothideomycetes, Pleosporales, Pleosporaceae. Gene Ontology annotation, molecular function: RNA binding. The record is from RefSeq and is a predicted model, not a curated record. The coding region runs from base 141 to 1841 and encodes 566 amino acids. The transcript is spliced from 5 exons.